CCGCCCCCCUCUUUGCCACCCGUCGAACGGCAGCUCCAAGAAAGUGGAACUCCCGUCGCCCCACUUACGUGGCGUUGUCGAUCCUCGGCCGAUGGCCUCCGAGCUCAUCUACCGCGGUGGCCACGACGCUUACCGCUCGGUGAGCGGCGGCGACUACGUCCCCAAGCCGGAGAAGCGGAUCCUCUGGCUCUCGCGCCCGAUUCGCUAUCUCCUCCGGGAGCAACGCCUCGUCUUCGUGCUCGUAGGCAUGGCCCUUGGCUCACUCUUCUUCGCCCUCGCUCCCUCAUCUUCUUCCUCCUCUGCCGUGGCGGUCGAGAUCGCUUUGCGCUCGGUGGAGCCGACGAGGUUCGGUGCGUUCCAGCAGCACCACCACAGGACGGCGUUCGAGGCGGCGAAUAAGGGGUUCGUGGGGGGGAAGGUGCCGCUGGGGAUCAAGCGGAAGGGGCUGCGCGUCGUGGUGACGGGCGGGGCCGGGUUCGUGGGGAGUCACCUGGUGGACCGGCUGAUCGCCAGGGGGGACAGCGUGAUCGUGGUGGACAACUUCUUCACGGGGCGGAAGGAGAACGUGAUGCAUCACUUCGGGAACCCCAACUUCGAGCUCAUCCGCCACGACGUCGUCGAGCCGCUGCUGCUCGAGGUCGACCAGAUCUACCACCUCGCCUGCCCCGCCUCCCCCGUCCACUACAAGUUCAACCCAAUCAAGACCAUCAAGACCAAUGUGGUGGGAACUCUCAACAUGCUAGGCCUGGCCAAGAGAGUGGGGGCCAGAUUCCUCCUCACCAGCACCAGCGAGGUCUAUGGUGAUCCAUUGCAGCACCCUCAAGUUGAGACCUACUGGGGCAAUGUUAAUCCCAUUGGAGUUAGGAGCUGCUAUGAUGAAGGCAAGCGCACUGCAGAGACGCUGACCAUGGAUUACCACCGUGGUGCCCAAGUCGAGGUGAGGAUUGCUCGAAUCUUCAACACCUAUGGGCCUCGCAUGUGCAUCGAUGAUGGCAGGGUGGUCAGCAAUUUUGUUGCUCAGGCCUUGAGGAAGGAGCCACUGACUGUUUAUGGAGAUGGAAACCAGACAAGGAGUUUCCAAUAUGUCUCCGACCUGGUGGAGGGUUUGAUGAGGCUGAUGGAAGGAGAACAUAUUGGUCCAUUCAAUCUGGGAAACCCCGGAGAGUUUACAAUGGUGGAGCUUGCUAAAGUUGUGCAGGAAACCAUUGAUCCCGAUGCCAAAAUUGAGUUCCGCCCCAACACAGAGGAUGAUCCCCACAAGCGCAAGCCUGACAUCACCAGGGCCAAGGAGCUGCUCGGCUGGGAGCCCAAGAUCCCUCUCCGCCAAGGCCUUCCGCUUAUGGUCUCUGACUUCCGUAAGCGUAUCUUUGGUGAUCACUCCGACGCCAAUCCUUCCACAACUUCUAAAACUACUGGCACUGGAUCCUCCUAAGAGUCUAUAUUUUCAUCCUAUACGGGAUAUAUACAGACCAUAAGAAUCCCAUUCGGCAGAAGCGAGGAGACACACAGAUCUUGGGUUGCUUGGUUUAGGUUACUAAUGAGUUAUCCAUUGUCCCAUAGCUGUUGUAUGAGCUAUACUACUGCUGCAGGCUGAGAGAUAGCUGCAGCUGCAUUGCAGUGGUGCAAGUCCCUUUGGAUAAUACAAUUUCAUCAUGUAUCUUUACUUGCUGUAGCAGAUUGGCCUUCUGUAUUGGAUUUUAUUAUUGUAAUGUUAGAUUAUGUUAUAUUCCCUUGGCAGAA
Molecule: messenger RNA, 1740 nt
Organism: Musa acuminata subsp. malaccensis (wild Malaysian banana)
Lineage: Eukaryota; Viridiplantae; Streptophyta; Magnoliopsida; Zingiberales; Musaceae
Product: UDP-glucuronic acid decarboxylase 2
Biological process (GO): D-xylose metabolic process
Cellular component (GO): cytoplasm
Molecular function (GO): NAD+ binding; UDP-glucuronate decarboxylase activity
Source: RefSeq, a predicted model, not a curated record